UUUUCAUUCAUUUCUAAAUUUUCAGCCCUUUUAGCUGUAUCUAAAUUUCAAGUGAACUUAUUUUCUUUAAAAAGUUAAAAAAAAUUUAAAAAACACGUCUCAAAAUGUGCGACCCUUGCUGCUCUCCCUGCGGACCGUGUCCUUCGCCUUGCGGCCCAUGUGGGCCGUGCGGACCCUGUAGCCCCUGCGAUCCAUGCUGUGCACCGUUUGAGUGCUCACCAAAAUGCUAUACAGGCGCCCAUUUGGAYGCGCUACCGCAGUGUGCGCCACGCGUACCGCCGCCAUGCCCGAAAUGCAUAACAGUACAACAACCGCCACGACUCAUCUGUCGCAAGCGUGUCGUCUUCAAUGAGAAAAUAGUACCSGAACCGAUGGUUGUUAAUCGUUGCCGCCAAAUAACCAUACCCAAAGUUGUGGAUACAACACGUGUCAUAAAAGUACCCAAAUUAACGUGGGUCUCGCAGAUGGUUCGCGAGCCAAGGGUCAUCUACUAUCCAUCGAUGGUGCCCGAUCCCUAUGUGGUUUGCUAUCCGAAACGUAUAUGCGAACCGCGCGAAGUAUGCCAAGCGAUAUUAUGCCAGCCGAAGCCGCAAACAAUUGAUAUACCGCCGCCACGUGAAUAUUGUUGCUAUCCMACCGGACCGAUUAAUUACAAGCCAAGCGUAGCAUGUCCACCAUGUCCAAUGGGACCGUGCUCACCGUGCGGACCCUGCGGUGCAUUGCCAUGUUUUUCAACCAAUCAAUAUCCGAUUUGUGAACCGAGCGGAUGCUUCCCGUGCAAGCCGUCUGGACCUUGCGGUCCUUGUGGACCUUGCUCGCCRUGUCGCGGACCUUGCGGCCCUUGUGGACCUUGUGGCCCUUGUGGACCGUGCAGCCCUUGCGGACCUUGUGGACCAUGUGGACCAUGCGGACCAUAUCAGCCAACACCUUGCGGACCAUGUGGCCCUUGCGGCCCAUGUGGACCCUGUGGCAGCCCUUGUUCGCCAUGCGGACCGUGUAAUCCAUGCGGACCCUGCGGACCAUGCUGUAUACCCAAUUGUGGACCAUGUGGUUUGACAAUGCCUUCGGGUCCGUAUGUACCACCGCCGUGCGAUCCAUGUUGUCUAGGUUGUGGACCUUGUGGGCCACGCGGCCGACGUAGUCGACCAUGUGGACCCUGCGGACCUUGCGGUGCCUGCAGUCCCUGCAUGCCAGGAUGUCCAUAUGAAGCGCCCGAGUGCGGCACAUGCUAUCCAUGUGCGCCGACACCGUGGAAUACACAAUGUGGCCCAUGCGGGCCAUGCGGUCCACAAGUACCAUGUGCACCAUGUGGACCGUGCCCACCGUGCAAUCCUUGUGGCCCGUCGUGUUAAAUACAUACACAUACAUAUAUACAUGCUUAUGUAUAUGAUAGUCUUGUUUGCGAAUAAUUCGAUUUUGAUUUCAUAUUUAUUUUUGGAGAAGAAUGGACCUUUUCUAAAUUAGAAUUGAAAGUAUGCGAAACCAAAUAAUCUAAAAAGCCUAAAGUGACUUAACUAGCUGUUAACAAGGACCAACGCGCGAUCGUCCACGCGGUAUACUCUGUGGUAUACAUUGCACUUGCAUGUGCGUCAAACGCAAUGGAUUGCAAGAUUUGUGCCAUCAUUCCUUGUGCCGAAGACUAUGUUAGCAGGCACUGCUGAACACUUACAUUUAUGCGGUAAAUAAUUGCAAGCGGCAUGUCGCAUAGACAGCCCUCCCUCCUUAAACGUACGCCGUUGUUUUCAAUUUCUUUUUACCGGAUCGCUUAYGACACUUCCCAUCAAUUUACACCCCACACUAACUCUACAUACAAAACUGUGGCUUCAAUGAUGUAAAGGCAAGCAGCAUAUAGCACUGUGAUARAGGAAGCGUAAGCAAUUGCAGCGGAACUCAAGCGUGGUUGAUGUCACAACUUUUGGCGCCGACGAAAAUUGUGUAUUUGCUUUUCCUUAAYGUUCGCAUUUCAACAGCGAUGCAUCUACAUAUGUAUGUAUAUAUGUGAUUUAACAGGAUGCAUCCGAAACUCCUUGAAAAAGCAAAUGUUAAUAAAGUACUAGAUGGUGGUUUCCUUCUUCAUUGAAUAAAA
Messenger RNA from Bactrocera latifrons, 2086 nucleotides. Its product is annotated as keratin-associated protein 5-9-like. NCBI's taxonomy places the organism in Eukaryota, Metazoa, Arthropoda, Insecta, Diptera, Tephritidae. Bases 105 to 1352 code for a protein of 415 amino acids. The record is from RefSeq and is a predicted model, not a curated record. The transcript is spliced from 7 exons.